Messenger RNA from Esox lucius (northern pike), 2310 nucleotides. RefSeq names its product C3a anaphylatoxin chemotactic receptor. Gene Ontology annotation, cellular component: plasma membrane. The record is from RefSeq and is a predicted model, not a curated record. Gene Ontology annotation, molecular function: G protein-coupled receptor activity; complement receptor activity. Gene Ontology annotation, biological process: complement receptor mediated signaling pathway; inflammatory response; phospholipase C-activating G protein-coupled receptor signaling pathway. The transcript is spliced from 2 exons. NCBI's taxonomy places the organism in Eukaryota, Metazoa, Chordata, Actinopteri, Esociformes, Esocidae. Bases 71 to 1153 code for a protein of 360 amino acids.
GGGCGGGUGCUGUGCAGUCAAUUUCAUUUCUGGUGAGAGAGUGGAUAAUAUUCAUACACUUGAGUAAAGCAUGGAAAUGGACAACUCUACCACGGCACAACCAAACAAUGAGACAAGUUGGAUGGACUUGGACCAAAAACUGGGCAAAUUAUCACUGGUUGUCUACUGUGUGGCAUUUGUGCUUGGUCCAAUUGGCAACGGUUUGGUGAUCUAUGUGACCAGCUGCAGGAUAGAGAAGACAGUCAACUCAGUGUGGUUCCUCAACCUGGCCUUGGCUGACUUCCUCUUCACUUCCCUUCUGCUUCUCUAUAUCAUUAACAUCGCCCGUGGCUAUGAUUGGCCUUUUGGUGACAUCCUAUGUAAGUUAAACACCAUGGUGACUGUGCUUAAUAUGUUUGCCAGCAUCUUCCUCCUUACGGCCAUCAGUCUGGAUCGCUGUCUAUCUACCCUGGCAGUGGUGUGGGCUCAGAACAAGCGCACACCAGGCAAGGCUGAGGUCAUCUGUGUGGGAAUCUGGCUAGCCUCAUUGGUCUGCAGUCUGCCAUUCGCUAUCUUACGAGAGAUUCGGACCUAUAAUAACAAAAGAACGUGCAGUUAUCGACAGUCAAUGUCUUUUUCCACAUAUUUAAGCCUGAUCGUGUUCCGGUUCCUAGUGGGCUUUCUCAUCCCCUUCCUAGUCAUCAUUGGCUCUUACAUUGCCAUAGUGCUGCGUGCCAGGCGCCUCCGGAGGGGAAUCAAUCGCAGGUCAUUCCGGAUCAUUGCCUCCAUUAUUCUCGCCUUCUUUAUCUGCUGGAUGCCUUUCCAUGUCUUCCAGUUUCUGGACUAUAUGAUUAGCAACAUGCCAGCCCUUCAUAUGGUGGUGCUUAUUGGGAAUCCUCUGUCCAGCAGUCUUGCCUUCCUCAACAGCUGUCUGAAUCCAAUCCUGUAUGUCUUCAUGUGUGAUGAAUUCCAAAAAAAACUGCGGAAGUCUGUGCUUCUAGUGUUCGAAAAAGCCCUUGCAGAGGAUCAUGGGAUUAGCUUUAUGUCAUCAUCCCGCUCACUGAGCUCCCACCUUUCCCGGAUUUCCCGUAAAUCUGAGUCUGCGGCUCCAGGAGAGGACACCGCCACGUCUCUGGUGACCAGGUCUAACAGUCAAGUGGCAACCGAGGUAUAAGAAGAGACAAGGGCUUGAACAUCUGCAUUAAAGAAUUAUUGGACUGUAGGGUGCAUUGAGAAAGUUUUCAAACCCCUUCACUUUCUCCCCAUUGUGUUGUGUUGUGGACAUAGUUUAUAAUUAAUUCCGUUAUUAUAUUUUGCCAUCAAUUUACACAAAGUACUCUAUAAUGACAGAGCUAAAACCUAUAUAAAAUAUUAUAUUCUGCAUUAUAUAAACUCUAACCACAGAGGUAAUGAUUUAUUUGUAAUUGAACACAGUCAGAUGUAUGUAUAUAUUAAUACUGAUCAUUAGGACUGUUAUAAUCUUGUGAAAUGAAUAUUCUGUAGAGUUAAGGAUGUAUUGUAGCUGGCCUUCACUCACAUGGGAUGACUACUGACCUCUGGUUAUUCAGGAGAACCAGAAUUUUACAUAGGGUUAGGUUAGAGUUAAAAUUGUAAUAUUGAUUCAGUUAUAUUUUACCAUCAAUUUACACUAAGUUCUCUAUGACAGAGCUAAAAAAAUUGAAAUGUGUACCAAUUGAUUGACAAUAAAAAAAUGAAAUCUAUAAGAAAAUGUUAUAUUCUGGAUUAUAUAAACUCUGCCCAAGGGAGAUUGUGCUCAAACCACAGAUGAAAUGAUUUAUUUGUAAUUGCACAGUCAGAUGUAUGUAUAUUUAAUACUGAUCAUUAAGACUGUUGAAAUAAAAAUCAGGUUAGCUUAGGGUUAAUAUGGUAUAAUUACCUAUUAACUUUACAUAGGGUUAGCUUAGGGUUAAUAUGGUAAUAUUACCUUUUAACUUUACAUAGGGUUUGGGUUAAUAUGGUAAUAUUACCUUUUAACUUUACAUAGGGUUUGGGUUAAUAUGGUAAUAUUACCUAUUAACUUUACAUAGCCGUCAGUCUUGUAUCAUUUACGGCCUGGCCUUCUGUGUAGGCACCUCCGGUACCAACAAAUGGAAGAGGAAUGUUAUGACAUGUGUAGAAUGAUAACAAUAUGACUACAGAUGAUUGUUGUUGGCCUUUGUACACAGUGAUUCACUCACUUUUUGCUGUGAUGUUUUCACUCAGUUGUGUGUUUUAUUUGAUUCACUCAGAAGAGUUACGUAACACAAUCAAAUUUAAAUAAAAAAUGUACAAGCACACUCCAGAAAGAAUGCUUUAACUGCUACACUAUAA